UGCCGACUUCAUGUUGAAAAUUUCUCAUAGUUCCAUACAGAUGUGUCUUUGGAGUCAGAACCCUGUCACCUAUAUAUCCGGACUGGCAAAGUGUCAGCACUCAUAAAUGCUGUCUGGUUUGGAGGGCUGCAAAAUAGUGACUGUUUAGGGGGAAAAUUCAUAAUGAUGUGCCCCACUAGACACCCAGUCCUAGAGAAAGAUGGAUAAACUUGUUUAGCUCACAGGCGAAACUGUAGUUUAAACCUUCCAGACAACCAGAUGUUUUAGUUAAGAGGGAAAAAUAGUUGACUUUUGGGAAAACGAAAGUUUUAGACUAGAUGGCUGUCGGUGUUCUUCUAGUUCUAAUACCCUUUCAUUCUUUCAAUUUUCUAACACAGUCUGUGUAGCUCCAUGAGCAGAGAACAAAAGGAGGCGCGUGAAUUAACUUUCAGACUGAAGGUCUACUCUCUAGCCUAUUUUAAGCUCAAUUUACAGAAAUAAAGAACUGCCCUUUGAUUUUUUUUUCCUGCAAUAUACUUAUUCAUUAGAACUCCGCCCUUCUUCAGAAGAAACUGAGCAUUUCCUACUUUUCUGCUGUCUAUAUGUUUGAUUUGCACAGCUCAGCUGGCCAGAGGAGCUGAGACAUCCGUUUCCCCUACAAGAAACUCUCCCCGAUGUGUUUCUAAGGGUUAUUAAUUGUGGCAACACAGGAACGAUGACAAACGCGAACCCUAGAGAGAAGGAUUGAGCAAAAUGGAUUAUGAAACGACAAGUCCGAUGUACUACGACAUGGAUUACAGUGCGUCGGAGCCCUGCCAAAAACUGGACGUGAGGCAAAUCGCAGCCCGUCUCCUGCCUCCACUCUACUCGCUGGUGUUCAUAUUUGGUUUUGUGGGCAACAUGCUGGUCGUCCUCACCCUGGUAAACUGCAAAAAGCUGAAGAGCAUGACUGACAUCUACCUGCUCAAUCUGACCAUCUCUGACCUGCUGUUUCUUCUCACCCUCCCGUUCUGGACUCACUAUGCUACAAAUGGGUGGGUCUUCGGGAAUUCAGCAUGUAAAUUAUUCACUGGGCUGUAUCACACUGGCUAUUUUGGUGGAAUCUUCUUCAUCAUCCUCCUGACAAUUGAUAGGUACCUGGCGAUCGUCCAUGCUGUGUUUGCUUUAAAAGCCAGGACGGUCACCUUUGGGGUGGUGACAAGUGGGGUCAGCUGGGUGGUGGCUGGGCUUGUCUCUUUACCAGGAAUCAUCUUUACCAGAUCCCAAAAAGAAGGUCUUCGUUAUACAUGCAGCCCUCAUUUUCCAUCAAGUCAGUAUCAUUUCUGGAAGAAUUUCCAGACUUUAAAGAUAACCAUCUUGGGCUUGGUGCUUCCACUGCUUGUCAUGGUCAUCUGCUACUCGGGAAUCCUGAAAACCCUCCUCCGGUGUCGAAACGAGAAGAAGAAGCACAAGGCUGUGAGGCUCAUCUUCGCCAUCAUGAUUGUCUACUUCCUUUUCUGGGCUCCCUACAACAUCGUCCUUGCCCUGACCACCUUCCAGGAGCUCUUUGGCCUGGAUAAUUGCAAUAGCUCUAACAGGCUGGACCAAGCCAUGCAGGUGACGGAGACUCUUGGGAUGACACACUGCUGCAUCAACCCCAUCAUCUACGCCUUCGUCGGGGAGAAGUUCAGAAACUACCUCUUGGUGUUUUUCCGAAAGCAUAUCGCCAAACGCCUCUGCAAAUAUUGUCCAUCCUUCCAGCUGGAGGCUCCCGAGCGAGUAAACUCAGUUUUUACUCGAUCCACUGGGGAGCAGGAAAUCUCUACAGGUCUGUGAGCUGGACUUUGUCAUGCGCAUGGCUCAGCUACACACAGCCUGUGGGCGGGAGAGACCUUUUCAAAAGGGAAGUUACUGCCACAGAGGGCCUGAGUGUCACCCAUCUCUUUGGCAUCUGUUUUAAAAAUAUUAGAUAUUUAAGCCCAUCCAUUCUAGAAAGCCUAAUCAAAAUACAUUGAUGAAAUAGCAAUCUUUUCAUCUUCCCUCCACAUACAUCUACUUAUUGGCAAUCUCUUCCUUCACUGCAAGUAUUUAUUACAGAAAAAAAAGAAAAAAGUCCUUAGAGAAUUGCUGAUUCCUGAGUUUGGAUACCUGAACAGGAAUAACAAAAUUAAUCAAGAAAUUUAUUGUAGCAUUUCUUGCCUUGAGCGAGCCAGUGUGCAGGUUGUAAAUAUGCUUAACACAAGGUCCUUGUCCUGCCUUGGGGAGAAAAGUCAUGAACACCCAGCUAAGGAAUAACAUCUGCCACGUGUGGUUUCCCCUGGAAGGUAUAUAUGGCGCUUAAGCUCCAUAGGGGUUCAGAGCCAGGUGAAAGCCUGCAGCCGGUGAGAGCUGGGAAAGCUUCUUAACGAAGGAAGGAUUUGAGUUGGACGGUGUGUGAUAGAGGAGAGGAAAGCAGAACUUCAGGCUGCGCUGAAGGUUCUGCGUGAGCAAAGCUUGGCUAGGGGAAGACAUGCGGCUGGUUGGGAGGACCCUUGGGAAGAAGGGCAAGGCUGGAUCACAUUCCACCAAAGUUUGUGAGUGGAGCAGGGAGAUGCAGUGGCCAGGGUUGCAGAAGGCACAUUCCUGGGAAGGUGACUGAUUAGGGUGAGGAUCCCAGCAAACACUUAGGCCAGGAUAAGGAGGGGUUCACUAGGGUGGAGGCACUGGGGAUGAGAAGGCGGGCGUAUCUGUGCAGCACUUGGAUGCAGAGUCAGCAGGACUUAGGGGUGGAUUUGGGUUGGAGGUGAGGGGCAAAGAAGAGACAGAAAGAACCCCUAUCUUCAAGAGAGUGCAAGUUGAAGAUGCCUUUAAGGAGACAUCCAAAACACUAGACUUAUGAAGACGGGAGCUUGAGGUCUAGAGACACAUUUUCAGUCAGAUAUGAGAUCUAGGUGAGGAAUGAUCAGACAAUGUUAUGGGAUGAAUGGUGUCCCCAUAAAAUACGUGUUGGAAUCCUAACCACUAUACCUGUGAAUGUAAUCCCAUUUGGGAAUAGGGUUUUCUUUAUUGUGUUAAUGAGGCUUAUCAGCGUAAGAUGUGUCUUAAACCUACUUUUGAGAUAUAAAAAGAGCAGAUUAGACACAGAGAAAGCAACCACAAGAAGGGGAAAGAUAGAUGCCAUGUGGAGAUCCCCAAGGAACCGA
This is a messenger RNA of Trichechus manatus latirostris (Florida manatee), 3140 nucleotides long. RefSeq names its product C-C chemokine receptor type 5. The record is from RefSeq and is a predicted model, not a curated record. The transcript has 3 exons. Gene Ontology annotation, cellular component: external side of plasma membrane; membrane. NCBI's taxonomy places the organism in Eukaryota, Metazoa, Chordata, Mammalia, Sirenia, Trichechidae. Gene Ontology annotation, biological process: calcium-mediated signaling; positive regulation of cytosolic calcium ion concentration; inflammatory response. Gene Ontology annotation, molecular function: C-C chemokine receptor activity; C-C chemokine binding. Bases 733 to 1794 code for a protein of 353 amino acids.